UACGCACACCGAAGUAAGAGAUGGGUCCUGGAAAUGGAAGCCAGACGACUCUCCCAGAAUCGGUAUCGAAAGGGAUCGUAAGCGCUGGUCUCCUUAACAUCUUUGUCAUUACUUUCUACGUCGCCGCUACGGGAACUAUCUCUUUCUCUGGUAUCAUUUUUAAUAUCAUCAACAUAAUUGUGUUUUUGAAGCAAGGCCUAAAGGACAGCGUAAAUAUUACUUUAUUCAGCAUGGCUAUCUCCGAUACGGGAUCUCUGAUGGGACUCUUUUAUGUGAGCAUCAGUUUUAACCCAUGGCUUGUCAACGCCGAUUUGCCAUUCGACCCUUUAGACCUCCAGCACCUCGCUGGCGGUUGGGUACAUAUACUGUUUGCCCGCAUUACAAGUUGGAUUACAGCGUUCGUUACGUUUGAGAGAUGUCUGUGUAUCGCUCUGCCUCUCAAAGUGAAAAAUAUCAUAACACCCCGGCGAACAAUUGUGGUAGUUGUCUCUAUAUAUUUAACCAUGUUGGCUUUUGUUGCCCCUGUGUAUUAUUCAACCCGCCUGGGUCCUAAGUUUUUCCCAGAGAAAAAUAAGACAAUGAUAGGUUUAUUAUACGUACUCAAUGGCCCAUCCAUUGAGAAAGUUUCUUUGGCACUCAAUGUUCUGGCUCAGUUUGGUGCAUUUUUCGCGGUUAUCAUUUGCACCGUAAUCCUUGUUCACAAUUUGCUGCUUAAAUCAAAAUGGCGACAAUCGACUUCUUCUUCAGCCAAGCAGGAAUCUUUAUCACAAAGAGACAAAAAAGUAGUUAAAAUAGUUCUUCUCAUUUCAACAAUAUUCAUCUUUUGUUUUUUUCCUGGUGCAGUCUCCUUUAUUGCUAUGAGUACUGUUAAUGGGUUCAAUGUCAAUGGCAGAUAUCACAACAUAUUUUUGCUUACAUGGUCAAUGUUUAAGACCCUUCAAGCUACUAAUUCAACUGUAAACAUUUUUAUAUACUACAACAUGAGUUCAAAGUAUAAAGAAAUACUGGACGAAAUGUUGCACAGAAAGAAAGGAAAUAUUGAUUAAUGUACAUAAAGGACAAUGCGGGUUACCCACGUUCAAAUUGUAUUCAAAGUCACAGAAUGAGAUUUUGAGCGUUCUUAACUUCAAGGAAACAGAACAUGAUGUUUGAGAGGAAUGCAAUCUACAAGAACAUUUUGAAGACAAUACCUCUUGCAAGGAUAUCCCAAAGCAGAAUAGAUAUUUGUUCUUUUGAGUUUAAAAAUAACCAUGUUCAUAUUUUUUAUUUUCAAAUGUAUUUUGUUGUGUUUUCAUAUCAUAUCUAUUGCGUCUGUUGGCAUUUUGAAAAAAUCUAUCUAUCUAUCUAUCUAUCAA
Molecule: messenger RNA, 1355 nt
Organism: Aplysia californica (California sea hare)
Lineage: Eukaryota; Metazoa; Mollusca; Gastropoda; Aplysiida; Aplysiidae
Exons: 1
Coding region: 21-1046 (341 amino acids)
Biological process (GO): neuropeptide signaling pathway
Cellular component (GO): membrane
Molecular function (GO): G protein-coupled peptide receptor activity
Source: RefSeq, a predicted model, not a curated record